Paraphaeosphaeria sporulosa is the source of this 363-nucleotide messenger RNA. RefSeq lists its product as uncharacterized. NCBI's taxonomy places the organism in Eukaryota, Fungi, Ascomycota, Dothideomycetes, Pleosporales, Didymosphaeriaceae. The transcript has a single exon. Bases 1 to 363 code for a protein of 120 amino acids. The record is from RefSeq and is a predicted model, not a curated record.
AUGCUUGCGGAGCAGCGCCUCGACAAGCGGAUCUACCUCUUCGGCGUUAGCGAGCCCGUCUCCGCCGGAAUUUUGAAAGUGCUGAAAGGCACGAGUCCACCAGCAAUACCGCGAGGCUUGAUGAGCGAAGCGCGGCAGUCCAGCACCAUGGGAAGCGACUGGGACGCUGUGGAGGUGUUGACUGGGACCGACUGGAACGCGCUGGAGCAGAAGAGCGCGGGAGAGCACGCGGUGGAGCUUUACGGCUUCGUGAAGAAGUACGACAUCCAACUCCUGUCGCGACGGGCAAGGCAAUGGAUUAUGGCAGCCAUCGACCCAGGGGGCGCUGCUGGGCGGGGGAAAUGCGAGGCUGUAUUUAAUUGA